Molecule: messenger RNA, 2455 nt
Organism: Centruroides sculpturatus (bark scorpion)
Lineage: Eukaryota; Metazoa; Arthropoda; Arachnida; Scorpiones; Buthidae
Product: serine/threonine-protein kinase ULK3-like
Exons: 10
Coding region: 69-1304 (411 amino acids)
Biological process (GO): peptidyl-serine phosphorylation; autophagosome organization; autophagy
Cellular component (GO): autophagosome; cytoplasm
Molecular function (GO): protein serine/threonine kinase activity; ATP binding
Source: RefSeq, a predicted model, not a curated record
UCAUUAUCUGGUUCUUUCCUUCUCGAGAUUAAGGGAAGACGGACGGACGACAAUGGGAAUUUAUACGGAUGCGCGAUGCGCCGUGCCCUAAUUACGUGGCGAAGAAACCGACUCUAAGUUUUAGACGGCGCUGCGACAUUCCAAAAUGGAAAUAUGGUAGUAAGACGGGAAACGAAAUGACCUGUCUUCCUCAACUCACUUCUUUCGUCUUUGCCGAAAAAUUGGGAAGAGGAUCGUACGCAACCGUCUACAAAGCGUACAGAAAGGGAUCCAAAAGAGAGGUCGUGGCCAUAAAAUGCGUGGAAAAGUCGUCGCUGAAUAAGACUGCGGUGGAUAAUUUAAUUACGGAAAUUUCUAUUUUGAAGAAAGUCAAAAAUGAAUACAUCGUUGAACUCAAAGAUUUCGAGUGGGACGAUAAAUACAUCUACUUAAUUAUGGAAUACUGCAGCGGUGGUGACCUGUCACAUUUUAUUCGUCAAAGGAGAAGACUACCCGAAGUUAUUGUCUGUAGAUUUUUGCAACAAUUAGCUACUGCGUUAAAAGUUCUUCGUUCUAAUAACAUAACUCACAUGGACCUGAAACCUCAAAAUAUUCUCUUGUCCAAUAAUCAAGACCCAGUAUUGAAAUUGGCAGAUUUUGGAUUUGCUCAGUACCUAAAUCCUGAAGAUAGAGCUACAUCUCUGCGUGGUUCUCCCUUAUAUAUGGCUCCAGAAAUUUUGUUGAAACAUCACUAUGAUGCAAGAGUAGAUCUCUGGUCUGUUGGUAUAAUACUUUAUGAGUGUUUAUUUGGCCAAGCUCCUUUUUCCUCAGAUACGUUUUCUCAACUAGCGGAUAAAAUAAAGAGUACAAAGCCAAUUCAAAUUCCCUAUGGUGUAAAUAUCUCCGACAAUUGUCGACAUCUCAUUUUAUCUCUUCUGGAAAGAGAUCCAAAUAAAAGAAUAACUUUUGAAGAUUUUUUCAAUCAUCCAUUCAUUGACCUGAAGCAUAUGCCCUCUCCAGAAUCGUAUCAAAAAGGAGUAAAAUUAAUUCAAGAAGCUAUAUUGAAGGAUAGUUAUGGUGAUUAUAAUGAUGCUAUUCAAUUAUACUGUGAAGGACUACAGUAUUUAGUUCCUCUUGUUACUUCCGAAAAAGACCGGAGACAAAAAUUAAUUUUUCAACAAAAGGUAGGAAAUAUGUUUAAUAAAAUUUUCAAAUUUAUUUUAUACAGAAUAAUGCAAAUUACAGACAUUGCAUUAACCUCCAAUGAAUUGUUAAUUUAUAAUACUUUGAAACCACUGUUGUAUUAUGAAGAUAAGAUUCAAUAGAUAAUUAAGUUUAUUUAUUAAAUACGUUUAUGUGAACAACUGGGGUUAGCCAAGUCACCUAUGAUAGCUAUAAGCUAGUUCACUUUUGUAUCUCCCACUGGUGAGGUCGAUUGCCCAGAAACACUCGAGAAACUGUCAUAUAAUGCGAGUAUCAAUACAGCAAAUUUUUGUUAUUGAUUUAAGAGAUUUCAGUUAUAUUUGUAAUUAUGCACCACUCACUCAAUUGCAAUUUUAACUUAGGUUGGAAGUAACUAACUCAUAUUUCUUUGAUUGAAAUAAUUAGUUUCAGGAACAAAUCUUUGCUUCAGCAUUGCUGCAUUGUCUGUAUGAGACUAUUUAUGUGUAACAGUCAAGUCAUGAUGGGCCCAACCAGUUGAAAUCUUUCUUUUCUGUAAAUUGUUUGUUAAAAUAUAGGAUACUGAUGUUGGUGAAAUUCUUGUAGAUUCUAUAGUUUCUACACAUUGCUCAACAGUUGUUUCACAUGUUGCUUGUCCAUUGUCAUUUUUAGCCUUAUUGAUUUCGGGGCAUUGUUUAUACUUAAAUGUCCUUAAGAAAACAACUAAUCCAGCAGGAAACUGUACUCCAGUAUGUUGUUUGAUCACCGUGCGAAUCAUGCAAAGUAUUGAGAAUGUUUGUUGGACUUUUGCCAGAUAGUCUCAAUCUCGACGAUCGACCAUUGAUCUUUACACUUCACCUUAUCUGAAGCCUGUGCAUGAUUAUUUCUAACACUCCUUGGUCCAAAAUACCAUGUACUACAUGCACUGUAGAAAUAACAAAGCCACUUGACUCAUUCUCUAGUCUUACAUUAUGAUUGAUAUGUCAUUGAGAUUGCAUCAUCCGCUUGUGUUGUUGUUACAUUGUUCACCAUUAUGAAAUGACUUUUAUAUAUGUUUGACUGGAUUGUAAGUCAUCACAAAUUUAUUUAUAUCAUUUUUUCAAUAUUUUAAUAUGUGCACUAAAAAAUUUUUUUAAGAAUUUUUCCAUUUCAAAAAGUUCUGUAAUAAUUGUUAUCUUAUGAAUUUCUCCUUCAGCAUGUUUUGAAUUGCAUUUAUUUGAUGAUGAUUGAGUCAAAUUUGAAUGUUUGUGCGCUCUAUGUACCACUACUAUAAAUUAUUAUAAACAUAGAUAUUACAAUUCAUCCCUUUAUUAUA